AUGUAUUUACUUGCCUUGCAAUUUCCUAUACCAUCAGAAAAAAAGCGAUCUGAUACCGAUGAAAAAUUUGAGGGUGCUCUAGAAGAUAUUUUCGGGAAAACUGAUAUUAGCCACUUUGAGUGUUCUGAAAGAAUGCCUUCUUUAUGCCGAUUAUAUGCUUCUCAGUCCCUAACAAAAUUUGAAGCGAUGGAACUAAUAAGAUUCAGCGUCAUUGAAAUCCUUCACAAUUGUUGUGGGAUGGGAACUUAUAUGUUCCAAAACAUAGAGAAUAAAGAGAUUUUUUGCAGGAUAAGAUGCCCUGACGACAUAUUAUUGGAAGAAGCUCAUCUCUAUAAAGAUAAUUUUCAAAUGAACCCAGACCUUGAAGAAUCUUCUGAUGUUAAGCUCAUAAUGCCUUAUAUUCCUUUUAAUAAGCAGAAAUAUGAAAAAAACCCAGAACUGUAUGCGAAACAUGGAAAAGGUAUAUUGAAAAAUAUAGAUAGAAUUAGAAUAAUGGAAAGAUUGAUUCAGGCCCAUAUCAAUAUUGAAAUGAUGAUUAAAAAUGGAUUUUUGAUUGAUUUUUUCCCUAUUCAUGAAGAAUCAAGCCUUGAUUCUAUUGAAGAGUCGCUUUUGGAAUCUAAUCAAUUGAUAGAUUUAAGGAUGCCAAUUUUGACGAUUAAGGAUUAUUUUGGAGAUAGAUUAGAUUAAUGCUGUAUAUUUACCUAUAGUAAUUGCCCGAGGAUGGUGCUAUCUUGUGCCAUCCUCGGGCAAUUCAAAAAUGGCCCCAAACCGGGAAUCGAACCCACGUGUGGGCCAUUUUUGGUAUGUGGAGAACAUCGACUUCCACGUACCAAAAAUGGCCCCACACGUGGGUUCGAUUCCCGGUGUGGGGCCAUUUUUUAAAUUGCCCGAGGAUGGCGCAAGAUAGCGCCAUCCUCGGGCAAUUACAGUACUUCCACGAGGGUAUUUUGCAAAGCUUCUUUAGAAGCUGUGUGGUGGCCUAAGCUAAUUGGGUGAACUUCUACCUUGUACCCAUGAGCCCAGGCCCGAAAUCCUGGUUUCUCAGCAGUGAUUGGCUGUUUGUCCGCAGACCGUAGCUGAGCACAUCAUUUCCAGCUUAGUUCUAUCACCCUUAUUAUGCUAACUCUUACUUCUUACUCCUGGCCAGAUCGUCCCAUUUAAGCUACCCUUUGCAGGAGAGACGCCUCCAAGUUGCCUAAUUUGCCUCCCCUUUUUCAGGCUAUCUCUGGAAAAACAUUCAAUCGCUUCCGUGGUUCGGGCAAGCCACCCGAGCUUAAGCAGGUAAUUCACCCUGCUCACAAGAACUGCCAAUUGAAUUAGACCACAAAACUGCGGUUCUAUGCUCAAGACCUCGCUUCAGGUCAUCAGAUAUUGCUGAGCUGCUCCUAUCUCCAAAAAAUUACCCGGAUAUACAUGGACCAUACGCCAUUUUAUAUAUAUUAUUUUGGAGAUAAACUUGCUUUUUAUUAUAUAUGGCUGCAGUUCUUUACGAAUAGACUUUUCAUCCUCAGCUAUUCUGGAUUAGCAUUUUGUAUUAUUGGAUACUAUAUCGCUGAUAUUAAUCAGAUCAGCUUACUGCAUAAAUGGACUGAAAUUAUCUUUGGAGCGACACUCUUUUUAUGGAUUAUCUCUUUUAUUGUGUACUGAGGAAGGGAGUCUCAAUUUUAUGCACUUCAAUUUGGAGCACAAUACUAUAAAGAAAAUGACCUAGUGAGGCAAAAUGUUGAUCACAAAACAAAUAGAAACUCGAUUCUGAUUCAAUUUCAAAAUCUCUUAUCAGCUAAGGCUAUGAGACAAGUCUUUUCAAAUUUUAUAAAUUUAUUUGUAAUUGGAUGAAUUUUGCUUUUAUCUAAUUCAAAUUUAUUUUAUUGAAAAAUAUUUGAGAAUAAUUAUGGAGAAAAUUCAUAUAUUUUUGCAUCAAUUUUAAAUGCCUUGCAAAUUGUUUUCAUGCAAAAGAUUUAUGAUUAUGUUGCUUUCAAGCUUACUAAUUAUGAAGAUCACAAGCUUCAGUCAGAAUUUGAAAAUUCAUUAAUUAUGAAAAGAGUUGUCUAUCAAUUAGUGAAUUACUUUUCAAGGCUGAUCUAUCUAGCCUUUAUUAAAGAGCAUUUUGAAAUCUGCUACCAUAAUAAUUGCACCGAUGACCUCAGCUUAAAUUUAUGGAUCUUUUAUAUUGUAUAUAUUAUAUUUAACAUAAGCCAAGUUAUUUUGAAGCUUUUGGGAGCAAAUGCAAGAUAUAAAGCAGAAGAUUCAAAAAUAAAAAUUCAAUAUAAUAAAGGAGAAAUUCCUAGAAUGGAAAUAAGCCACUUAGAAGCUGAAGGAAAAUUUACUCCCCCCUUUGUAUUGAAUCAAAAAAUAGGCAAAAUUUGCAUUUUUCCAGUACUUUAAACCCCUCUAAAUUCGAAACAAUUUUUUUUUAAAUAGUAAACUUUUUAGGCAAAAAUACUAAUUUUUAUAAAUUAGUUUUGACCAAAUUUGACGAGGAAAAGCUCAGGUAUAGUAUUAUUUAAAAAGUUCUCAACUGCUUUGAUUAAUUUUUUAAAAAUAUAGGGGGACAAUUUAUAUUUUUUUUUAUUUUUAAAAUUUUAAAAAAAAUUUUUAUUGAGAAAAUAUAAUAUAAUUGUUUUUGAAAAAAAUUAACCCUCCAUUAAUUGGAAUAGGAUUUUUGUUCAAUUUAAAGGGAAGUUAGCAAAAUUGAUUUAAUAGAUGAAUAUUUGCCAUUAGCAAUGAAUUAUGGAUUUAUCGUGCUAUUUUGUAUUGCGUUUCCAUUGGGGCCUCUUAUAUUUUGGCUUUAUAAUGUUGCUUUACUUAAGCUGAAUUCAUAUAAAAUUAUACCCUUUUAAUAGCGUCGCUACAUUUCUGCUGACGAUUUACAUAUUUUUAUUUUAAAAUAAAGCAAAAUAAAUUAUCCUAUAUAAAAUUUUCAAAAAACAUUUCUGAUUAUAAAAUUUAAACUAGUAGCAAUAUAUUAUAAAGAUGCAUAUAUAUAUUACUCUAAACGCCCAAUGCCUGAGGUUUCUGGAGGAAUAGGAAUAUGAAAUGAUAUAAUAAAAUUUUUGUCAUAUGCAGGAUUAAUUACAAAUAUCGGACUCCUAGUACUAAGAGAUAACAUUUUUAACUUCAAUUAUCAUUAUAGAUGGUGAAAUUUCAUAACUCUGGAACAUUUAAUGCUGGGUUUGAUGAUUUUCAUUCUUGCAAGCUAUCCUUUAAAGUCAGACUUUAUGAAGGAUAUUGAGAAUAAACAAAAUUCUCUAAUCAAAAAAUUUUAUUCUAAAAGUUAUUCAAAACCUAUAUAUGAGCCAAGAUAUACCGUUGAUCAGAGUAUCAAUAUGAAAGAUUGCUAA
Blepharisma stoltei is the source of this 3341-nucleotide messenger RNA. The record is from the annotation of a GenBank genome assembly. Lineage: Eukaryota; Ciliophora; Heterotrichea; Heterotrichida; Blepharismidae.